Messenger RNA from Aspergillus glaucus CBS 516.65, 1610 nucleotides. RefSeq names its product MOSC domain-containing protein. The transcript has a single exon. The record is from RefSeq and is a predicted model, not a curated record. Bases 62 to 1435 code for a protein of 457 amino acids. NCBI's taxonomy places the organism in Eukaryota, Fungi, Ascomycota, Eurotiomycetes, Eurotiales, Aspergillaceae. Gene Ontology annotation, molecular function: molybdenum ion binding; catalytic activity; pyridoxal phosphate binding.
AACCGGCGCGUAUUGAAACAUCGCACUCUCGUUUUGAUGACUCUUCCCAAAAGCUCCGAUAAUGCUGCUCCAACUUAUACAAGGUCUUCAAGGUCUCAAUGCUUCUACGAUUCUCUAUGGCUCCAUAGCUCUCGUGCUGUUGCUAAGCCUGGUCUUCGCGGCUAUCGUCCAAAAUGGAAACACCUCUAAAACACGCCGGUCACUUCGACACCUGCGAAAGAUCGGCCUAUCAACCAGCAACAGCAACAUGACAGAUCAAUAUGACUCCAAAUACGCCAUACCAGAAGACAUCGCAACUAAUGGCGCAAUCCGCAUCAAGUCAAUCUACAUCUACCCGGUAAAAUCAUGCGGGCCCAUCGAGCUGAAUCGUGCCUUACUUACCAAGACCGGAUUCAUGUACGAUAGAUGUUUCGCGAUUGCAGCAGAAACAGAUGGCAAAUGGCGGUUUAUCAGCCAGCGGACGAAGCCGGGAAUGGCGCGGAUUGAGACGGAAUUGUGGCUUCCGCAUGGGGGGAGUGAUUCGUCUGAUCUGCUGGUGAAGGCGGGUGGGUGUGUAGUUUUGAGGUUUCGGGAUCCGGAUGUUCCUGAUUGGACUGGGAGGUUGGAGAUGUUCUUGCGUACGGGGAAUUUCUUUGCGACACCUGAGGUAGCUGUUGUUGUGCCUCUUCAGCCUGUGGAUGAGUUGAAACACAAGACAUUCAAUAUCCAUCGUCGUGACACGAACGGGCUUGAUAUGGGACGGAAUCCGUCUAUCGCAGUAGCGCUGCCUAAGCUGAAGAAGUUCCUGGCAAUCCCGGAGAAACAACCAUUCACACUCUUGAGAUGUACACCCGAAUCUCUCCUCCGUACGGAUCUGAAUCUCGCGCCGCUUGAAUACAUCGGUUCCCCCGCCAUGCAUGGGUACACGGACCAGCAACCAGUCAAUAUCAACAGCUUAUCAUCGGUACACGCUGUAUCCACCCUUCUGCCAAAGGAAAACCAACCUAUGAAUGCACUUCGCUUUCGCGCAAAUCUCUGGGUCACAGGUGCUCCCGCUUACGCAGAAGAGACAUGGAAACGCUACCGCAUCUUACCCAAAUCCGGCAACACAGAACCACGGGCUAAUGUAGCACCGGCAUUAUCCGUAGUCUGCCGCACGUCUCGAUGCACAAUACCUAAUGUCAACCCAGAUACGGGUAAAUUCGACGCAGACAUCCCGCCUCCAGAAAAGAAAAAGGGUAAGCCACAACCAAGCACGACUUUAGUGGAGUAUCGGACCGUCGAAACGGGAAAUAAGGCAGCGCUGGGGUAUCUGGGUAUGCAUUGCGUGCCAGAAGAUAGGGACUUUAGGGAAGCUGAGGAGCAGGGAGAUGGGUUAUAUGUUGAAGUUGGUGAUGAGGUUGAGGUGCUUGAGACGGGGGUGCAUGUUUAUGGGUCGACGGGGAAUGAUUACUAGAGUUGCGUUACGAUACAUUAGAUUAGGACUGCAUGUACAUUCUAGUUUGUACAUAUGCAUGGGUAUCUGAUAUCUUCUAAGAACUCGCGAUAACAUCUCGAUCUUUGAGGUGAUUAUUUGCCAAAUUGGGAUUCGGAGUCCAUAUACCCACUUUAACCCCUCUAUCCGCUCUAUG